Xiphias gladius (swordfish) is the source of this 1825-nucleotide messenger RNA. RefSeq names its product t-complex-associated-testis-expressed 1 (gene drc5). NCBI's taxonomy places the organism in Eukaryota, Metazoa, Chordata, Actinopteri, Istiophoriformes, Xiphiidae. Gene Ontology annotation, molecular function: protein binding. The transcript has 5 exons. The record is from RefSeq and is a predicted model, not a curated record. The coding region runs from base 136 to 1482 and encodes 448 amino acids.
GAGUUUUGUAUGUAAACGUUGGAUAAACGGGAGAAAACAAAUAUUCAAUUUUUGUUGUUUAGCUACUCCGAAACGUUUUUGGUUUUUUUUCCCGCCAGAGGACCUGCAAAUAUAGUCCACACAACCCCUGCAAUAAUGUCCAAGUUCCCUUAUGCUCCAGGGCCCAACCUGAACCCCGCUGAGGACUGCAGAAGGACGAGGAGGAUCGUUGCAGAAGAUCCGGACUGGUCCCUGGCUGUAGUGCCUUGUCUGUCAAACCUCUGCCUGAGAAGCAUUUUGAGAAACUUUGAGGAAAAUCCUAUAUUUGAAGAACUUACACCCACCCAGAAAGACUUCAUUCAGGAGAGGCUAUCUCCUUCCCAGCCUCUGCGUGUGACAGCCAACCUGAUCAGCGAUGGCGUCUACUGGAAGCGGUGCUGCGAGCAGGAGUGGGACCUUUGUGAUGUCUCAAAUUAUGGCCACAGCUGGAAACGAAUGUUCUUUGAGAGGCGCAUGGAGAGCAUUAUUGAGCUUUUUAUUCCGGAUGUAACAGAACCUAAGACAGUUCUAGAGAUGGUGCCGCACUGUAGAAACUACGUCAAGAGGCUGGAUAUCUCCCAGCUGCUGCCUUCUAUCAAGGAGCCCCAGAAGGAGAAGGAGGAAUAUGGCUCGGAGUGGGCAAGUGACACUGAGUAUGACGGGCCCUCCAUGGACCACUUUGACUUUGGCAUCCUGCUCGACAAGCUGACCAGCCUGGAAGAGCUCCAUUUGGUGUACAGAGUCAAACAAUGUGGUAUGAACUUUGAAUGGAAGAUGUUUGAGAUGACUGACCGAGAUUGUGAGUCCCUCGCCAAGGCCCUUAAGUCCUGUAAAACUUUGAAGCUUCUGAGGCUCCAUCAAAGCCACGUUGAGGACAGAAAAUGCCGGCUGCUGGUGAAAUACCUUUUGGACCACCCGUCGCUGAGGGAGCUCGACUUUUCUCACAACCUGAUCGGAGACAGAGGAGCAAGAGCUAUCGGCAAGCUGCUCACCAGGAGUAAACUGGAGAUCCUGAACAUGUGUGACAAUGAUAUUAGAGAGCCAGGGGCCAAAGCUAUAGCUCAUGCCCUGUCCAAGAACUCCACUCUUUUGUCCCUGAACCUGCGUCUCAACCGUCUAAGAGAUGAGGGAGGCCAGGCCAUAUGUAAGGCCUUGCUGAACAAUAACACCCUCUGUCACCUGCACCUGGGAGGCAAUGAGGUGACAGGGCCUACUGCCAUCACUUUCUCUAAAGUGCUAUCUAACAAUAACUCCCUGAAGAGCUUCAAUCUCUCCUGCAACAACCUGGGUGACGAUGGAGGUAGAGCUCUGGAAGAGGCGAUGUCUCACAACAGCAGCGUAACAGAAUGUGAUAUCCGCCUGACCGAGGUUGAUGAGCAGAUCGUUUCCUACAUUAACCAGGUGGUUUGGACCAACCGGAGUUUACAACAAAAGAAACAAGCUGAAGAGAAGAAAACCAAGUAGACAUCAACAGCACCUCUUUUUAAUACACAGUCUUUAUUGGUUAUUGAUCCCUUACCUGUGUAUUCAUUCAGAACCACUGUAUACCAACACUGCAUCUCAAACCAAAGUUUAUAGCUAAAUUGAACCAAAUUUAAUCUAAAACAGAAAAGGUAUAGUUGAGUUCUACUGUUCAUAUAUACUGUUUCUGUUUGAGGAAAAGUACAUCUCGUGAGUUAAUAAUAAUAAUAAUACCCAUAAUGAUACUUAUUUGUCAGCUAGUGGCAAUUUGCUUCAGAUUUCUGUGUCCAUUUUGAUGUUUGAGAUAAUUUAGGAAAUGUACACAAAGUCUAGUAUCUAGUUUGGU